CCACCCUUCCCAACCUGGUUCAUCUCUAGACGGGAAAAAAAAAGUCGCCCUCUCAGCGAAAAAAAAAAACGAGAGCGAGAGGAAUAAACGAAAAAAUAUAUCCUCCUCCCCCCCACAUAAAAACCGCCCUUUAGUGAUUUUUAAAAAAAGGGGACAUGUCUUCAGGACGUCUUUGUUUCUCACAAUCCGUCAUAAAUGAUGUCCUCCGUGCCAUCGUGUCAAGGCCAAUAACUGUGUCUCCAAGUACAACCGCUCGCUGCCCCAGUACCAAGUCAUAUCGACAUGCGCAUCAUCAGGCACUUUGUUCACCAUUAUCACCCUGGCAACUAGAAACUCCAUGGACUAGGGUUCCAUACCGAUGGAUGCCCUCGCUGGAACGCCGCAUGUAUACCUCACGGGCGCUGUCCGUGGUGGACGCUGAAGACGAUCAUCGAUGGCACGAUCUAGAAAGUUUAGUCGACGAGCAACAACAACAGCAACAACAGCAAAUGCAACUUGGAAAACAAGCCAAUGCUUGGAACCAUCGACCUUCAAACAAAAAAUGCGUCGUACGGCGCGAGUUGGCAGGUGGACGGGUGGUAAAUAUACUCGGAACCAGGUGGAAAAAGCCAAAAAGGAAGCCACGGACGGUCGAGGAUUACAACCGGGCGAUCAUGUUUGCCGUCAUGGACAACCGAUUAAACAAGGCCGUGACAUAUGUACGCGAAAUGGAACGGCGGCUAAUUUCACUGGACACAUACACGUAUACCAUCAUCAUCAAUGGCUACAGCAAGCUUUCAGAUAUGGAGCGCGCGCAAAAAUGGUUCCGGCGCAUGAAACGGAAUGGAAUUGAACCAGACGUGUAUACCUAUACAAGCUUGAUAGAUGGCUACAUGCGCGUAGCAGACGUGGCAAGUUCGGAGGCAAUGUUUCGAGGGAUGAUGCUCAAGGGCAUUCGACCGACCCUGGUGACGUAUAAUGUGUUGAUGCACCAUUCAGUCCGACAACUGGAUGUUAGCACGGCCGUGCGGUUCUGGAGCAGGCUCGUGGAUGCUGGAUUACAGCCGGAUGCGUACACUUUUGCUAUCAUGAUGCAUGGACUUGGCGACGAGGGCCGUGUGGACCAAGCAUGGAGGCUGUAUGAGGAAAUGAAGAAGGAAAACGUCGACGUGAAUGAAGUGGUUGCAACGACGCUGAUGGGAAUCCAUGUCAAGCAUCACGAUAACAGCUAUGCUAUUGAGCUUUUCCGCAAGUUUUUCGAAUCUGGACGUGGUGAUAUCGCACCUACCCCUUAUACCCGCAACGUGAUGCUGAAUGCCGUUGUCGCCAACGCCAACCUAUCGACAAUCCACAAAUACUACGACCAGUUUUUGCAAGAAUUGGCGGAUUCGGACAAACAACAAGCCACGGCAGCGUCGGAUCACUCUUUACUGUUCAAUGGUGCAAGCGUUUACACAUACACCACGUUUAUGCGCGCUUUCCUACGAAGAGAUGCAUUACCCAUGGUUAGCCAAGUAUACCAAGACAUGCGCGCACGGCACGUCAAGCCUACCAUGGUGACCUAUGCUAUUUUGAUGCUGGCCCACUCGUAUAUCCCAGAUCCCGACUCUUGCGUGCGGAUACUCACUGAACUCAGGCAUGCCGGCUUCCGGCCAAACGUGGUGCUCUACACGAUUGUCAUGAGAGCUUGGGCCAAGGCAGGACGCUGGGAUGAAAUGAAAAAGACAUAUGCAGAUAUGAAGGCUGACAAUAUUGAACCCAAUAAGUCUACCAUGUCCGUGCUACAAUGGGGCAGCGAACACAGUCGACCGAUGGACGAUAGACCGUUGGACGAUAGACCGUUGGACGAUCGACCGAUGGACGAUCCACCGAUCGAUGACUAAUUCAAGAUAAUCAUUAUAAAACACCCACCUUCCUCCACCGACACACACAUACAAUGUAGUAUAUCUCCCACUUGCAUCUCCCCCCAUUCCACUCUCUUUUCCUUAUAUUGACCAUGUACAGCACAUUGCCAGUUUUUUUUUUACAAAAUAAUAUGUAAUAACGACAAUUUUAAAAAAAGA
Molecule: messenger RNA, 2042 nt
Organism: Zychaea mexicana
Lineage: Eukaryota; Fungi; Mucoromycota; Mucoromycetes; Mucorales; Lichtheimiaceae
Exons: 1
Coding region: 156-1862 (568 amino acids)
Molecular function (GO): protein binding
Source: RefSeq, a predicted model, not a curated record